This is a messenger RNA of Dictyostelium discoideum AX4, 702 nucleotides long. RefSeq lists its product as hypothetical. The coding region runs from base 1 to 702 and encodes 233 amino acids. NCBI's taxonomy places the organism in Eukaryota, Evosea, Eumycetozoa, Dictyosteliales, Dictyosteliaceae. The transcript has a single exon. The record is from RefSeq and is a predicted model, not a curated record.
AUGUUUUUACACUGCAGUAGUGAUGCUGCAAAAAAAAGGGUAAGACCAAGCGAUUAUAAAUAUAUCCCAGAACACUCUAGAAACGAUAUUGCAAAUAUUUUAGAAAGAGCUAUAGCAUCAGAAGAGGAAAAUCUCGAAAAAAUCGAAAAAACAAAAGAAAGACUUUCACGCGCAAGGAAGGAAAUUGAAGAUCUUAACGCCAGAAAUGAAAGUAUUCAAGAAUUAAUUUCAGAAAAUGACAAAAAUUUAAAGAAUACAAAAGAAGAAAUUGAACGUUUAAAAAAAGAAAAAGAUGAAUUAAAAAAAGCAAAGGGAGAAUUCGAAGCUUCUUUAAAAGAAAUUGAAGUAAAAACAGCUUUCUUGGAGGAUGUUAGUCAACAUAUCUUCAAAGAAGCACUCCGAGAUCCAGCAGUGAUGUGGGGUAAAUUAACUUAUGGAGGUGUGAUCCCAACUAGCGAAGAAAACAGACAAUUUUAUUUAAAUCUUGUCCAACAUUUCGAAAAGAAAAAUUAUAGAAUUUCCGAACUCAGAGAAGAAUUGGAGUCUUUUCCAAUUAAUAAAUUAUUGGAAAAACUCCAUAUUGGUGAUUCCAAAACAGAAGAAACAACCGAUUGCAUUGUCCCAGAGUCAUCUGCUAUAGUGCCACCACAACCAAUAACUCCAACCACACCAAUUAUUACCGAGUUCGAAAAAGACAAUUAA